GCGGCUCACACAGUUUAUCUCCCACAUCAUCCUCCUCCGACAAGGCACAUUUAGCGAAAUAAAACUAUAAUCCUGCUGUUUAAACCCACGAAUGUCGACUGGAGACGUGUUCACAGAUGAUCCGAGAGUCCCGGGCGGAAUACCGAAGCUUUUCCCCGAUGUUUUGGAGGUGUACGCAGCCUGGAUGUGUGUCGGUCUGACGGGGGCUGUGGGAUACGAGCAUGGCCACCGAAAACCGGGUCAAUUUUUGGAGGAGAAACGCAAAGGUUCCCGGAAGUGUUCAGCCUGUGUACGGAGCGCAGCACCCACCCCUCGACCCAAAGCUCCGCCGCACAUAUCUGAAAGAAACGAAGCUGAACUUGAACAACGUGAAAACCAAGAAGGCAUCGAGUUUCCAUGAAUUUGCCCGAAGCACAAACGACGCCUGGGACAUGGACGAUGAAGAGGAGGAGGAGUUUACACCACCACCUCUGUCACAUCCGCCUCCGUCACAUCUGCCUCCAUCACACGGCUCCAACAGUCAGCUCCAGAGUCAGAGCUCCACAGUCAGGCCCCUCCCCCUCUCUCUUUCCCAGGAGCAGAAAGCCUCUUCUGGGAACAACCAUGAGCUCCACAACGGGACCAUGGUCCAGUCCAGCAGUGAACCAGACCUGCAGUCCACAGACCUCGGCUCCACACAGCGGCCCCCCUCUCGCCCUAUCAUCCCUCUCGUUGCUCGGAUCUCAGACCAGAACUCCUCCGGAGCUCCGCCCAUGACCAUCCGCGAGAAGAGCCGCCUGGACAAGUUCAGAGCUCUGCUGUCUGCGUCCAACACUGACCUGGAUGAACUCCGAAAGCACAGCUGGUCUGGGAUUCCCCGAGAAGUCCGUCCCAUCACCUGGAGACUGCUGUCUGGUUACCUCCCAGCCAACAGAGAGCGCCGUGAGCAUGUUCUGCAGAGGAAACGAGAGGAAUACUUUGGUUUCAUAGAACAAUAUUAUGACUCCAGAAGUGACGAGCCGCAUCGGGACACAUACAGACAGAUCCACAUCGACAUCCCCAGGACCAACCCUCUGAUCCCAUUAUUUCAGCAGCCAGCCGUGCAAGAGGUGUUUGAGCGUAUCCUGUUCAUCUGGGCGAUCCGACACCCGGCUUCUGGAUACGUCCAGGGCAUCAACGACCUGGUCACUCCCUUCUUUGUCGUAUUCCUGUCGGAGUUUGUGGAGAAGGACAUGGAGAACUUUGACGUAGCGGCUCUUCCUGUAGAAACUCAGAGGAACAUCGAGGCCGACAGCUUCUGGUGCAUGAGCAAACUGCUGGAUGGCAUUCAGGACAAUUACACGUUUGCUCAGCCAGGGAUCCAGAACAAAGUGAAGGCGCUGGAGGAGCUCAUCAGCAGAAUCGAUGAGGGCGUCCACGUGCACUUCCGUCGGUACGAGGUGGAGUAUUUACAAUUUGCGUUUCGUUGGAUGAAUAAUCUCCUAAUGAGAGAGCUGCCUCUGCGCUGCACCAUCCGCCUCUGGGACACUUAUCAGGCAGAGUCCGAGGGCUUCUCCCAUUUCCACUUGUAUGUCUGCGCUGCAUUCCUCAUAAAAUGGCGUAAAGAAAUCCUCUCCAUCGCAGACUUCCAGGGCCUUCUGAUGCUGCUGCAGAACCUCCCCACAAUCCACUGGGGCAACGAGGAAGUGGGGCUCCUAUUGGCCGAGGCCUACAGACUCAAGUAUAUGUUUGCAGACGCUCCGAGCCACUACAAAAGAUGAGCUGCUGUCACUCACCUGUAUUUCAAAUCUAACAGAACAGCCACACCCCAAAACAUGCACAAGUGUCCUCCAGCUAGGUACUUUAACCCAGAGACACUGAGGGAUGGGUCAAAUGCAGGUUUAACCCAGAGACUCUGAAGCAUGGGUCAAAUGCAGGUUUAACCCAGAGACACUGAUGGAUGGGUCAAAUGCAGAGGACAAAUUUGAGAUAAUGAAGCAAAGAUGUAAGUUGGUAAAGCACAAGCUUAAAGUGCAUAUGGCAAGUUUUCAUGUUUUUCUAAUUCUGGCUUGGUUUGGCAGGAUAGAACUUGUACUAAAUAUUUAUCAUAGUUAUGGAAGAAAAGUUGAAAAGGAAUGUACAAAAAUGCCUUGUAUUAGUCUGAUCAUAACCAUUGUGUAGUUUAGACACGUUUUGGCCCUUGUUAACAUUCUAGUUCCUAGGUAACAGAAAAUCAAGUAGUCCAACCUGUCGUAAGCACUUUAAAUUUAAAAUACAAAAUCGUCGAUAAACAACACAGAAAUUCUGCAAAAAGGAAGCAGGGAUCGAAACACUGUCAAGGGAUCGAAACACUGUGCACGAACCCAUUUAUUUUCCCCAUAGACUAAAUGUAUUAUAAGAGAUGGAUGCUCAUCUUCUUUGGAGUAACUCAUGACUAAAACUAACUUCAAAAGGGAAGUUAUGCAAAUGAAACGUUAUAACACGCAAAGUUCUAAUCACUUUUAAAAGUUUUCAAUAAUGUUUUUAGUCGCUCAUUUGCUUCCAGUGAGAAUGUGUAAACUUCAUAUAUGGACACUAGCGGAGUGGUUCUCAACAUCUUUACACCAAAUAUCACCUGAGAAAAUGGAUAACAGUUCAAGUACUGCCAGGUAGGGUUGUCAAAAGUAUUGAACAUCAGAUACUUAUCGAUAUUAAAACUAGUAUUGAAAUGAGAUACUCAUUUGAACAGGUAUCAAUACUAAAAAAAAACAUUGACAGGACAGAAAUGAACCUUUCCUGAAUAUCUUUAGAAUGAAAAAUAUAAGACACAUAGACUACUGUACAAAGAUAUAAGGCCACAUGGGAGUACGAACAUUUAAUGUGGAACAGCACAGUACAUUGUCUAAAAAAAUAGUGUUUUUAUUAUCAUGGUCUUCUUUAAUAUUGAAAUUGAGUUUGGAAUUUUAGUAUCGUGCCGAGACUACACAGGACGAAAGGAAACAGGAUAGAAUUAGUGAUGGCUUUUUUAGUUCUGAUACUGAUACUGAUACAUUGACUUACAUUGAGUAUCUGCUCAUACUCGAUAUUAGCUGAUACCAAUGUAGGGACUGAAAUGGCUCUUAUUCCCUUAAAACAGUUAAAUUAUUACACCAGAACUCCCAUAGUGUUGUGUAACUAUUAUUUACUCUUCACAUUAGACUGAACAGCUUUGCAUGAAUAAAAGUUCAAAUAUUCUGAGACAUUCUAAAUAGUUGUAUUACAUCCAGUUAAAGGCCAAGAACGAUAUCGACACAACCCAUACCAAGAAACCGAUACCCGAUCCAGCGAAUCUUUCGAUAUCAGUGUCUAUAUUUGAGGUCAGUAUUGGCAUCAGUGCAUCUUUACAUAGAAUUGACUUUAAAUUACGUAAAGUGUGGUACCACAGUUUGAGAACCGCUGCUCUAGUAAGUCCUCACUGGUUUGAAAAAGCAAGAUUUUAGCACAGGCAGAGCAGAGUAAAUGUAAAUAAGUCUUAUCACUGGACAUGAACUCAAGGUCAUGUUUCGCCUUUAUAUUUUGUCAUAUUUAUGUGGUUCAACUUAAAAAUCUGCUUUGUACAAUCAGUUUCUCUGUGAAUUUAUAAAUUACUCCAUGUCAGAACUUAAUAAUUUUGGAGGCAAAGCACAAACAUUUGGAUGUAACUUUAGACUUUUAUUAUAGUGUAGCAUCAAAGGACCUGAACAUCGUGACUUUAGUUUUUAAAAUACUCUGGAAUAUAAACGGUAAAUAUGAUUUGUUUUACUGCAAAAAAAAAGGUUAAUUCCCAAACUGAUAAUGUUGAUUUGAGUAGUUUAGAGAUGAGAGCAUUGGCUGGUUCCAUUUUACAUGUGGAAGAAAUGAAACUAACAAACAAAAAUUUUACCUCAAAACAAAUCCAGUCUGGGUUAAUAUUCUGAACUAAAGUAUUUUAACUCAUAGAUGCACAGAAGUAGCACUGCAAAAAAUAUAUAUCUACAUAAGACAAUUUUUCUCAAAUAUCUACUUGAUUGCAAGCAUUUUUAUCUAUAAAGCCACUGUAUGGAACUUUUUCACUAAAACAUACACUAACAUAAAGGCAUGUUUUAGUUUUUCAUCUUGGUUGUGUUUAUUGCACUGAAAAAAUUCCUUACUCUGAGCGGGCUUGCAUCUCCGCAAACCUGACUAUUAUUUGGCCUGGAGGAGGGCCUUCUUCCUGCUUGUUUCCAUGGAAAUGUUACUCCUUUGGCCAUAAUAUUCCACAGUAUGGCAUAAAACUUAUUUAUCUCCUUGGAGAAUGUUCUGAAGAAUGGUUUGAACUUUGUUUCCAUGGAAUCAUACAGAUGAUGAGCCACCUCCAGAAAGUUAUAUACUGUAGCUUUAAUUACAGUAGUCCAAGUCAUAUUCCAUUGGCAAAUUGUUUGUCUCAAAUUAAAAUUACUCAAACUAAGGUCAAAUAUUCUUAGUUUGAAUCAUUUCUAUUUCAAAAAUUAUAAAAGGGACCUGAUGUUUCUUUUUCCCCAUGAUAAAUGCUAAAUUAAUGCCAACAAGUAUUGAGCAGUUUAUUUUAGGUUAAAAAAAAAGUAGUGGGAGAAAGCAGUAAUGUUUUAACUUGCAAACAGGAGAGUCGACGGGGGGGGAAAGGGUCUAUUGUCCCGGGUCCCAAGGUGUUAGCAGCCUAGAAUUGGGCCCUCUUCCUCUUAAUUUGCAUUAGAGGAAACCCAUAUUAGCCUUCCCGCCCUGGGCCCCCAAAUUUCUGCCAACGCCCCUGCUUGCAUGCUACUUUUUUUAACAGUGUACUCCUCCAUUCUCCCAGAACAAGAGCGAUACAGAUUGUGUUUUAUUUUAGUGAAAGUUCAUAUGGUUUUUUGCAUAUUUAACUCUACUGGAGUCCACAGCUUUAGAGUUUGUUUGGAUGAAGCCAGUUUAAGUGUUUUUCGGUGAACACGUUUUACUUGAGGUCCAAUGGACACAGAGCAGCUUCAGCCCAAUGCCUUUGUUACACUCUUAAAUUUGUUUCAUUUUAUUUUUGCUGUUGUGAAAUUUAUGUUUACAUAAAUUUCUACACUCCAGUGUAAUGUUUUUAUUUUUGAUUUGAAAUGAUGGUGACACCAAAAGUCUAUAAUAUAAUUAUUUGUGUAACUGUAAAACUCCAAAGUCUAAAAUUUAUUGAUCUGCUGCAAAUUCAAAAACUCAAAAAUACUACACUAUUGACAGUUGGAUGAGCCAGUCAGGGACAUGCAUAAUCUGUCUGUCUCAAAACAAAUAUGGCCACUUAUGAGGGAAAACAAAAGAGCAAAAAUAUCACAGGACUGAAAAACAUUGAGGGUUUCUGCAGAAUAAAUGAGCAAAACACAGUGAGUGACCAAUGAGCUCCUUUGUUUCACAUGUGUCACUGAAAUAAGCAAAUCUGAUUGGACGAUCAUGUUUGGUUUUGGCUUGAGGUUCGACGGAGGUAGUGGGAAACAGACUGUAUGAAAAAUAGAGAGCUUUCAGUCUGGACUUGCCAGGCAAACUAUUGACUAAACAACGACUGUUUGUGCUUCAUUAAAUGGCAACUCCAGAUGAAUCACCUCAAUGCAGCUCCACAGCCCCGCCCACUUCAAAUAAAUCCUCCAUUAAUUUUUCCCAUAGAAUUUUGGCAAAAUUCAGAUAUGAAGAGUUCAAAGGUACUGCGAAGGCUAACCAGCUGCGUGCUAACCUGCUGCAUGCUAACCAGCUACAUGCUAACUAAUAUCCAUAAUGUGGCUAUUUUAAGUCCAAAAAACACAUUUAAAACACAAGAUUCUGCUAAAUGUUUUAAUAACCUAGCUGUUUAUAAAGUUUCAGAAACAGAUAAAUAAAAGUAUAAGUCUUGUGGUCAUUAGUUCCACAGAGCUGAUCAGACUUGAGCUUUCAGACUUUUAAUAUCAAUUUUCUUGGAAAGUCUAUGGGAUAAAUCAAUGAGAAAUUUACUUCCAGAGCUGGGACGGAUGUCAAUGUUGAGGUCCUAAGCCUCUCACAAAAUCACAAAUAAAUGUAGCUCUGUGUGGUUUUUAUGUCACAUUCCAAAUCAUUUGUAUAAUUUUUGUUUUGUUUUGCUUUCUUCUGUUUUUGUAAGUUCAGAAUAAGACAAUCACCUAAACAUGAGGAGCCUCUGCUUCCGGCAAAAUGUGAAUUGUGGAGGAAACUGUGGUGAAGAUAUUUUAGUUUUUACAAUAGAAAUGACUGUCUAAGUAUCUGUUUCUAUAAUGUAAUUUCACUAGUAGUGGCCUAACUUGUAGUGUUUGCAAAAGUAUCGAAAAGCAGAUACUAAUCGAUACUAAAACUAAUAUCGCAACUAGAUACCCAUUAGCGCAGGUAACAAUAUUAAAAAAGUCAUUCACACGACAAAAUUUUAGCUUUCCUGAACAGUUUUAAGAAUAUUUUGAGAAUUACCAGAACGAAUAUGAUAUUAUUUUGUGUAUGAAAAUUACAUUCUGUUCCUAAAUGUUCAUUAUGGAAUCGAUACUGACUUAAUUUUGUAUCGAAAGUAUUUAAAUUGAGUUUGAAAUUUUAGUAUUUUGACAAAACUGCUAACUUAUUUUUUUAUUUUUUGUCAGACCACAAUUUCACAUCCAUGCUUGAGCUUUUUGUUUUUAGCUGAAUGUAACUGAGCCUUAAAUCGUUCUUUUAUUGUUCUGUUCACUCCACGAUUGUAAAAAACAUGUGUCGCCUGGUAUUUGAGUUUGAGCCAAACACUGAGACCACAGGCCAGUGCUUUGUGUUUAAGCCUUUCUGUGAAGUGAGUCAGACACUGUUUAUGUCAUUUUAUUUGUUUGUUUGUAAUAAAAUCAUUUUGU
This is a messenger RNA of Periophthalmus magnuspinnatus, 6752 nucleotides long. It is a transcript of the gene tbc1d22b, whose product is annotated as TBC1 domain family, member 22B. Bases 222 to 1739 code for a protein of 505 amino acids. Gene Ontology annotation, biological process: activation of GTPase activity. NCBI's taxonomy places the organism in Eukaryota, Metazoa, Chordata, Actinopteri, Gobiiformes, Gobiidae. The record is from RefSeq and is a predicted model, not a curated record. Gene Ontology annotation, molecular function: GTPase activator activity. The transcript has 14 exons.